GAAAACAAUGGAAUGCUUCCGAAUUGUACUGGACCGAGACACCUGCAAAUAUAGACCCGAAGAAUGUGUUACAGGAAAUGUGGUAAUUAUAAAUCGAAAGGAGCUCAAAGCUCGAACAUUACGAGUUUAUAUUAAAGGAUAUCAAAAAACUUCGUGGAAAGAGAUUCAGCAAAAGCCAAGCUUAGUUGUUCGUAGUAAUGGAGUUAAUGUCAAAUCCACGAUUAAAUUAAAAUCACAUGGAGAAAAUAUUCAAUACAUACAUCUAUACAUGACAUUAUGGAAUUUCACUUCUGACACGGAUUGCAUAAAACCCGGAACACACAAAUUCCCAUUUUCUUUCAAAUUACCAGCAGAUUGUCCGCCAAGUAUGUGUUUUUCAAAAAUAAAUUUAAAAUAUUUUUAAUGACCAAAAAUAUAGUUUAAAUUUGGCUGCGGUGUUUCUAGCGUAACCCAACUGUCAUCAAACUCGACAGACCAUGGAGUCUAAUGGAGAUUACCAAAAAAUUGAUUUUCGUUGUACCGAAUGCAACUUAUAUACCAAAAGACUUGCAACAAAUCAAUGGAGCUGUUUCGAAGAAUAUCGGUGUAUUUUUCAAGAGUGGGAUAGUAAGUGUAAAGACUAGCUUCCCACAGCGGGUUUUAAUCACGGGAGAAGUUAUUCCACUAACUUUGCUGAUCGACAAUAAAUCAACAUGCACAGUUCGAGAAGUCGGAGUCCGGAUUUUCAGAAUUGCAAGAUUUUAUGCUAAAGACCAGGAGAAAAUGACUCGGCAGAGGAAAAUAAUGAUACGAAAGAGCAUCAACGUGGAACCAAACACCGAACAACAAGAACUCAUCGAAUUUAAAGUUCACGAAACCGUACAAACUUUUGAAAGUGAUCUUAUCGAAGUGAAGUAUUUAAUGCAUGUUGAUGUAUUUACUACAUCUGCAUUCAGAGGCACUUUAAAUUCAGUUUUCUCAGUAAUUAUUGGAGCUUCGCCCACAAUGACAGAAGAAAUUAGCGAUUGUUUACACUUUUAGAAGAUUUUGUCCCGUUACAUAUUUUCAUUAUCCUACCUCAAAGUUCCAAUAACUGAAAUGUAUUCUAAUAAAU
Caenorhabditis elegans is the source of this 1093-nucleotide messenger RNA. It is a transcript of the gene arrd-3, whose product is annotated as Arrestin C-terminal-like domain-containing protein. The record is from RefSeq and is marked reviewed. The transcript is spliced from 5 exons. The coding region runs from base 487 to 1020 and encodes 177 amino acids. Lineage: Eukaryota; Metazoa; Nematoda; Chromadorea; Rhabditida; Rhabditidae.